AUGAUGCUGCCCCCCCUCACACUUGGCAGGGUCCAGACACCAAGGGGUCCAGUCUACAGGGUCCGCAGACUGAGGGGUCCAGGUCUACAGGAUCCAGAGACCAAGGGGUCCGGUCUACAGAGGUCCGGUCAACAGGGUCCAGACCUGUUUGGGUCAUGUGGUUCCCUUUCAAACAGUGUCUUCAUGGCGAUGUCUAGCGCCCCGCUGAGGCUGGAGGAGUUCCCCCAGCAACUGCCCGUGCCCACAGUCCCCCCCAGAGGAAAGAGUCGGUCACGUCGCCCUCGAGCCGCGCGGUUCAAGACUCAGCCUGUGACCUUUGCUGAGAUCGCUGAGGUGGAGGAGGAAGGGGCCAGCGCUGUUGACGAGGAGCGGGCCAGAAGGUCCUUUCUGCAGAGUAUGGAGAAUCUGAGGAAGAGCACGCAGAGUCUGUACCUCUGCCCCGCAGACCGACACAAACUGGACCGGCCCAGUGCAGUACAGGACCGCGGGACACAGACUGCCAACAUGGACUCCAGCGACUCAGACUCUACGCACUGA
Molecule: messenger RNA, 537 nt
Organism: Knipowitschia caucasica
Lineage: Eukaryota; Metazoa; Chordata; Actinopteri; Gobiiformes; Gobiidae
Source: the annotation of a GenBank genome assembly